This is a messenger RNA of Dalotia coriaria, 1242 nucleotides long. RefSeq names its product glucosamine 6-phosphate N-acetyltransferase (gene Gnpnat). Gene Ontology annotation, biological process: UDP-N-acetylglucosamine biosynthetic process. The transcript is spliced from 3 exons. Bases 295 to 873 code for a protein of 192 amino acids. Gene Ontology annotation, cellular component: endoplasmic reticulum; endoplasmic reticulum-Golgi intermediate compartment; Golgi apparatus. Lineage: Eukaryota; Metazoa; Arthropoda; Insecta; Coleoptera; Staphylinidae. The record is from RefSeq and is a predicted model, not a curated record. Gene Ontology annotation, molecular function: glucosamine 6-phosphate N-acetyltransferase activity; monosaccharide binding.
AAAAUUUAUUAGUGUUGUGCGCAGUUUCACCAGCUUUUUACUUAUAUAUUGAAUUAAUAUUGAAGGUUGCGUCAAGGUUUUUUGCACUUUUACUUUCUAGUUUCAAACGAAUUAUCAAAUAGAUAUCGAAUUUAUAAUAGAACAUUCUUGCUUGCGACCACGACAUUCAAACACGUUGAAAGUUGUUGAACGUGUACAGAACACGUUAACCUCAGUUCAAUUCAGUUCGUAAGAUCGGGGAAACCCAGCUGUUUCGUCAAUAUAAGUCGGCAUAUUGUGCCCUUUCGCACCAUAAUGGGGGCACCCAAAGGACAAGCGGAAUAUUUAUUCAAUCCGAGUUUACUCAAAAACUUGGAAUGGAACGAUGUCCGCAACUGCGUGAACCCUUUCAUUACUAAUGAAUCCACAGGGGAAUCCUGGCUCAUCGUCCGUCCUCUCCAACUUGGCGACUAUGCCAAAGGCUUCACUCAGCUUUUAUCCCAGCUCACCAGUGUUGGCAACAUUAGCAAACCACAAUUUGAUAGUCAGUUCUAUGCAAUGCAAAGAUCUGGUGGAUACUAUGUCACUGUAAUAGAGGAUACCAGGAAGGGUGAGAUCAUUGGUGCAGCUACACUUAUCACUGAGUUGAAAUUCAUUCAUGAUUGUGGUCUUCGUGCCAGAUUAGAAGAUGUAGUUGUAAAUAAUACAUAUCGUGGCAAACAGCUUGGAAAGCUGAUUGUGCUUACUGUUUCAUUACUUGCCAAGAAAUUAGGAUGCUAUAAAAUGUCUUUGGAUUGCAAGGAUAGCUUGAUUCCAUUCUAUAAAGCAAUUGGUUAUAAGUGUGAACCUGGCAAUUGUAAUUCUAUGGUGAUAAGAUAUGAGGGCGUCUCUUGACAAUUAGCCGCCAACUCUGCUAAAUCCAAAUUGUGAUCUGUGUUUGCACACCCAUUACACCAGAAGUAGAAGUCUCAUCUUGUAUGCACUAUAUACCAGCAAUAGAUAAAUAAAACUUCAAAUACUUAUGGGACAGAUAGAUCAAUGUUUGGAUGCGGUAGUUUUGGCUGAUGUUUGGCGGGGGCUUCGGAAAUGCCCAAAUGUACUUAAGAUUUACUCAACUUAAUUUUAAUAUUAUUUACUGGUGGAUGGGUAUUGUUUGUGUAGAGUUAUCAAUUCUCAUGUAAUGUAUUGUAGAUAACAUAAUUGUUUGUAGAAAUAUGUAUAAAUUUUCAUAAAUAUAUGGUGGUGUAACUAUUUAAUAUAUAA